This is a messenger RNA of Cooperia oncophora, 1665 nucleotides long. The record is from the annotation of a GenBank genome assembly. Lineage: Eukaryota; Metazoa; Nematoda; Chromadorea; Rhabditida; Trichostrongylidae.
AUGGCUCGCAGCGAAGUAUCAAUCGAUGCCUAUUUUAUGAUGGGAAAAGACACAUUGAAAUUUCUGAACCAAGAGCUAGAGACAGCUAUAGAGAAAGGUGAUCUAUGCAGGUAUCGGAUGGCUCGCAGCGAAGUAUCAAUCGAUGCCUAUUUUAUGAUGGGAAAAGACACAUUGAAAUUUCUGAACCAAGAGCUAGAGACAGCUAUAGAGAAAGGUGAUCUAUGCAGAACCGAAUGUAUCAUGUUCUUCUGGGAAGCAGUGGCUGACUACCUGUCGGAAUCGGAUUACCAGGAGAUUUGUACAAACCUCGAACUGUGCACACGAUUAUCAAACAUAGGCGAAGGAGCUGAUGCAGACAGAUUAGCGAACACUACGAUGAGGCACCUUCAUGCUCUGUCACACCUUGUGCAAGAGCACGAUAACGCAGCAGAACUGGAGGGGCACGUUAUACGGCUAGUUCUUCCGUUUGUAGCUCGAAAAGCUGUCAGUAAGGAAGCACUGCGAACACUCGAGAAAUACGUUUCGGAACGAUCAAAUGGAGUUAUGGCCAUUGGUGACGAUAUUUCACAAGUGUGCUAUUCAUUCUUCAUGGAUGAGUCCAACGGGCAGGCUUUACGUCUUGAGGCUUUAAAGUGCAUAGGAUACGUUUUAUCUAUGAAGCCCAGCAACGAUGUUAUGGUCAUAUUGAAUAACGUAAUGGCGCCUCACCUACGGGAUUUGGGAGCCGAAGAAUCGAUGCAUAGUGAUGGAACACUGGAGCAGAAGAAAUUUCAAAUCAGCAUUUUCUCGUGUCUAUUCGCAAGCUUGAAUAGCAAAGGAGGAGGAGCCACAAAUUCUGCCCAUGACCCUCCGAGUGUAAUAAUCUUUCGUCAAGUUUUCCCUGUGUUUCUGCAGAUCAUUGAGAUCCCAGGUGUGCCAACGGCUAUCAGUGAUAAGGUCUGCGAUGCUGUUCGUAGCGCCAUUUCGAAUUUACCUGCGGAACAUCUGCCCGAGGCGCUUCCAUUGGUGUCACAACUUCUUGACCAUGCUCUCUUUACCAAUCCCACUUCUGCAUGUGCUUUAGCUAAGUCUGCUGUUCUGGUUUUUGGACAUUACACCCCAACCACAUCACAACUGUGUACCUCAAUACGACAGUGGUUAGAGUUAUUUGCUCGGAACAUGCCUUUUCAUGCGAUAGAUGAGUGGCUUUCGUUAAUAUACCAGAUUCUCAGGAAGAACUACAAAACCCUGCGUGCAAAUGGAGAAAAUUCACUUCCAAUCAUUUCAAACGCAAUUUUAAUUGCUGGACAGACGUUGGCAGAAUCAUGUGAGCCCUGUGUUGUUCGAUUAGCUUCACAGGUAUUGGCCGUGAUUGCAAGUCAAUCUAUAUCUUUUGGAGAUGAAGCACCCCGCCUUCUUCUUGCUAGCCAUGGACCAGCACUUGUAAAGACAAUAUUCCUUCGUAUACAAGUGGAGCUGCUGCGCCCUACUGUCGAGUACCUCGCGGAAGUGUUAUUUUUCUUCGCUAAAGAAUUCUCCCAAGAAACAAGGAAUGUGAUAAACGGACUAGAACAUGGUGACUCCCCUCUUGUAGCUGCAAUGUUCCGAGAAGUUGGUAACUUGCGAAAUUUCAAACAGAUGACGCUCCGACUGAACAACGCAUCGCGAAAAGACACUCGCUCGUAG